GUAUCACCAAACCAGUCAUCGUCAGCGUCGUCCACAUCAGAGCCAGCGGCGCAGCAGCAGCACCAGCAGCCGCCGGUUCGACCGCUCACAGCUAAUGAGGAAAAAGCAGCGAAAAUUCGAGAAGCCCUGGAGAAGAUGCGUGAAGCAGAUAUCAAGAAAAUUUACGUGAAAUUUUUUGUGGAUGACGGUUCAUCAACUGUUUCGUUGCUUGUCGAUGAAAGGUGGACGGUGGCCGAAUGUAUUCGACGGAUUGCAGCCAAACUCAAUGUUCCGCUCAGCGAACAUCAUACUAUUGUCGAGGAGUAUCCUGAACUUUACAUCAGUACGUUCACUUGUUUCUGUAGUCACGAAAAAAAAAAUGCCCAGCUUAGCCAGGCCUUGCACUUGACUUCGUCUCGAACGAAUCUACGAGGAUCAUGA
Molecule: messenger RNA, 420 nt
Organism: Gongylonema pulchrum
Lineage: Eukaryota; Metazoa; Nematoda; Chromadorea; Rhabditida; Gongylonematidae
Source: the annotation of a GenBank genome assembly